Molecule: messenger RNA, 2403 nt
Organism: Phytophthora sojae
Lineage: Eukaryota; Oomycota; Peronosporomycetes; Peronosporales; Peronosporaceae
Exons: 1
Coding region: 1-2403 (800 amino acids)
Source: RefSeq, a predicted model, not a curated record
AUGGCGCCGCCAUCCACGAAGGUCUUCCGAGAGUCGCAUGCGCUGCGCUACGGCCUGCGGGUCGUCGGGCGGGACGAGGUGACGGGCGCCGUCACGUGCGUCGUGUGUCUGUUCUGCCGCCACUUCGGGCGCGAGGAGCGGCCGGGCAAGAAGCGCAAGACGCCGAGCACCGUCAAGUACUUCCGCUGCAACUUCCGCACGGACCUGUACCUGCAGCACGUGCUGCUGCAGCACCCGAGCCGCUGGGAGCGGUACAAGCAGUGCUCGGACGAGGACAAGGGCGCCUUCUUCCCCACCGACGUGACCAGACUCGAGACGGACCAGGAGACGUUCGUCAGCUCCGCGGAAGCUGCUGCUGCCGCCAAGCACUCGCCCCUGGAGAGACACUGCUGGUUCCUGAUCCCCAAGAGGAUCGUGGACCUGGUGCAGCCCCCGGCAGCUGCGUGGGGCGGUCGACACUGGCAACCGCCGAGUUUCCGGGUCUGUGAGGUGGUGGAGCAGUCGGUAAAUGGAAAGAGGGGGGCGUUCUACCGCGUUGCGCUGUUCCGUAGAGCGGAGCUGGAUGUGGCGGUGGACUCGCUGGCGACAGGGUUGUCGGUGCAGCAAGCAGCGCGGCAUUUGGCUGCGUUGGAGAAGCGAACGACUGGGGAGAAUUGCGCGGCAACGUCGUUUCCAUGUGUGAAGGAGGGGGAGAUGCGAGAUCUGGCACGGUUGGCAGUGAGUGCGAGUCUGCAGGUUGUCAGUCAGCUACUGGCAGGAACGUGGGGCUUCGGUCUCGUACUGCGAGAGGUGACGGCGGCGCCGACUCUGCCUGGAGCGGGGUACCUGGAUGUUCGUGUUGUGGUGUAUGCGCAAGGUGAAUUGAGGGAUAUCCACGUGAUCGCACUGCCGCAGCUUGAGCGGCGUACGGCUUUCGAGCUGGCUCAAACAAUUGAAACCGUGCUGGACGCUGUUUUCCCGUUGUGGCGGACGAGAGUGCUGGGAAUCUCCCACGACGGACAUCCUGGCACUGGAGGCAGGAACGAUCCACCCCCACCACCAGCAGCGGUGGAUGAUCGAGCUGCUUUUGUCUUACCGUCGAUGUCGACGUCCAGACACCGCACAGCGGAGGUGCUGUCUUUAUUGAAGACUUCAAUAUCGAACUCAACCCCGACGAUCUCAAACCGCGUGCUGUACACUACGUGGGGAGCCUGUCGCCAAGUCUCUCUUGCACUCUCCUCCUUCUACGAGUCAUUGCUAGGAGGGAGCUUUCUCGCGGUUCUGCGUACAGUCAUCGCUUAUGUUCGUCAAAAUCCCGAGCUUCUACAAGAAAUGGGCCAACCGCCCAGUGUGGCCGUCGACCUGGAAAAUAUUGGAGAAUGCAACGACGAAAGUGUGGAUUUGAAUGGGAACGUGGACUGGCUAAGCAUGGGCCUUGAUACGCAGUGGAUCACCGACAAGCGCGUACGCUUGCGAAAGCAUUUGGCGGGACUUUCAAGCUCUUCUACUGCAGCAGCCACUGUUGAUGAUGGCUGGUGGGUGGCGUUUUUCGUAGUACACUGGGUCGCUACCCGAGCCAACGACGCUUUCGACGAGCUGCGGUUGCCUCGGAUUUCGCGUGCACGACAGGCAGAUAUUAUCUCGGAAAUUCUCGUGGAGCUCUUUGCCACUUUCAACAUUCAGAAGGGAGAGCAACCGGAAGGUGAGGGGCAGCGAUAUUUCUCGCCCCAAGGCAAGUUUUCGGUUCUCAAGACGAGCGUGCACGACUUCCUGGGUGACCAGGGAAUUUUUGUUAGCAACGUGGCUGAGGGCUUGGGCUCCACCGCUUUGGACAAAGUGCUGGAGAAUAUUGCUACAUGUGUGCUGAGCCUAGCGGAGUCUCUGUCUGAUCUCAGCGCCACACCUCCAGCGGAGGGGGAGGAUGUUACCAGUGAAGAAUUUGAACUUCCCCCCGUGCUGCCGCAAGACUUGGCUCGGCUAAGCGGGCGUGAGUUCUCUGAGCUGGUAAAGCGGCACGUAGGACAACUGCGCCUCUCACUGUCGGAAGAGGAACUGGACACUCUCGAGAGGGAGUAUGAAGCCUUCCAUCGUGAAGCAAACCGUGAUACAGAGCUAAAGCGGGCGUUGGCUCAGUGCCACAAAGAAUCUCCGUUCGCGCGGGCCUGGGCACUGGCUAAGGGCCGAUUUCCGUUGCUUCAAGCGUAUGCCGGAGGACUCGCCAGUACUUAUGCUGCCCGCGACGUAGUAUGUAGCAUCUCCAUGGUAGGUUUAUCACUGGGUGGGAGUGCCACCGAGGAGGACGAACUGCGUCUUGCUGCUACAGAUUUUGGUCUUGAAGUCGCGUUGCAUACUCGACAAUUUAAUGCGCUUGCAGAUCUUUCACACUCUGACGCUGAAUCAUCAGAGCCGGCUUCUUCCGCUUAA